Messenger RNA from Cylicocyclus nassatus, 567 nucleotides. NCBI's taxonomy places the organism in Eukaryota, Metazoa, Nematoda, Chromadorea, Rhabditida, Strongylidae. The record is from the annotation of a GenBank genome assembly.
AUGUUCGUUGUUGUUAUUUUCGCAGUUUUUCUUCCCGUCGUGCUUUCCCAAGGAGGAGGAAUGGCAGAACUGAAAUCCAUAACUGGAGAUGAGCAAUAUACUGGCCAAGGCAAUCCAAAUGCUCCAAUUCCACGACCAAUGGGUUUCUGGGGACGACCGAGAUUCUCUCCAGUAGGAUACACAGGAGCUUACAUGGGUAACCCUUGCUACACUGGCGGGUAUGGAGCCGCUUACGGUGGAUACCUUUGUAAUGGAUUGGGAGCCCCUACGGUUUGGGAGGAUGGACGAGUUCCUUUCGGUGAUCCACUCGCUAACGCCAUCUCGGGUGUUGCUGAUCCGUUGUCCCAGCCCUCUCGCCUUUCUGCCGUCCAUUCUUCUCUCUUUGAACCGUCGCCUUUUGAAAACACCUUCCCUUCCAGAAACCCUGGCGCUUUUGGCACCUCCACUGGAAAAAUUAACACAUUCUCAUCUCUUAGCCCAUCUGGAUUAUCCGGUUCAGUACCACUUUCUCAAGCUACAGGCGGCGGAUUCUACACGGGAAAAGGGAACGAUUUCGUUGGGCGCUAA